Molecule: messenger RNA, 1044 nt
Organism: Humulus lupulus (European hop)
Lineage: Eukaryota; Viridiplantae; Streptophyta; Magnoliopsida; Rosales; Cannabaceae
Exons: 1
Coding region: 1-1044 (347 amino acids)
Source: RefSeq, a predicted model, not a curated record
AUGAAGUACUUUCCUCCUACCAAGAAUGCCAAGCUCCGCCAUGAAAUCACUUCAUUUCAGCAACUCGACGAUGAUUCUUUAUAUGAGGCAUGGGAGCGGUUCAAGGAGUUACUAAGAAAAUGCCCUCAUCAUGGCAUUCCUCAUUGCAUUCAAAUGGAGACAUUUUACAAUGGUCUCAAUGCUCAUACAAGAAUGGUAGUUGAUGCGUCGGCAAAUGGGGCACUCUUGGCCAAGUCAUACAAUGAAGCUUUUAAGAUUAUAGAGAGGAUCUCCAACAACAACUACCAAUGGCCUACUACUAGAGCACCAACAGGUAGAAAAGUGGCUGGUGUUCUUGAGGUUGAUGCACUCACUUCUUUGGCAGCUCAAGUAUCUUCAAUAUCGAAUAUGCUUAAGGGUAUGAACACGGGGCAGCCAAUGGGUUCUCCACCGAUGGGUCAAUUAGAAGAAGUUUCUUGUGUGUACUGUGGAGAUGGUCACAUCUUUGACAACUGCCCUUCUAAUCCUGCAUCUGUGUUUUACAUGGGGAAUCAGAACAGGAAUGACGUACAAUUGAAUUCUUUCAAUCAAUCAUGGAGGAAACAUCCCAAUCUUUCAUGGAGUAACCAAGGGGUUGGUCCUAGCAGCUCAUCUAUGCAUCAUAUACCUUCUUAUCCACUGGGGUAUCCUCCACAAGCUCCACAACAAAGACCCCAACACAUAGUACAAUCUAAUUCUUUGGAAGGCAUGUUAAAAGAUUACAUGAUGAAGAUGGAUGCACUCAUUCAAAGCCAAGCCGCAUCUAUGAGGAAUUUGGAGAAUCAAGUUGGGCAACUUUCCAUUGAGCUUAGAAAUAGACCUCGAGGUGCUUUACCGAGUUAUACCGAGAACCUAAGAGAUGUUGGCAAGGAACAAUGCAAGGCCAUUACUUUGAGAAGUGGCAAGGAGUUAGAGAGUUCCAAGAAAAAUUCUGGGCAUGAGGAUGAGCCCUCUUCAAUCCAAAAUCACAGGAAAGCAAGCAAAGAUGAAGAAAGAUCUGAUGUGCUGGAAUCUGCCUCUGCCUAG